Molecule: messenger RNA, 213 nt
Organism: Knipowitschia caucasica
Lineage: Eukaryota; Metazoa; Chordata; Actinopteri; Gobiiformes; Gobiidae
Source: the annotation of a GenBank genome assembly
AUGUUCAUGUCCUUCCAACAAUUUAACGGGACGCAGGCCGGGACGCAGGCCGGGACGCAGGCCGGGACGCAGGCCGGGACGCAGGCCGGGACGCAGGCCGGGACGCAGGCCGGGACGCAGGCCGGGACGCAGGCCGAGGCGACACACAGCUUUGGACUCUGCGCUCUUGUGUUCUGUGCACACAACUUUCCCAAUCUGGACCUGGUUUCAUAA